Messenger RNA from Verticillium dahliae VdLs.17, 857 nucleotides. RefSeq lists its product as uncharacterized. Bases 173 to 658 code for a protein of 161 amino acids. The record is from RefSeq and is a predicted model, not a curated record. The transcript has a single exon. NCBI's taxonomy places the organism in Eukaryota, Fungi, Ascomycota, Sordariomycetes, Glomerellales, Plectosphaerellaceae.
GAGUCUAGGUAGAGAGCAUCGCCUUUGCCCCUGAUGACCGUCCCGUCUCGUUGUAAUUGCCUCCUUCGUCAAACUGUGAGACAUCCCAAAUUGAAUCUAUUCGAAUCGAAAUCAGAGUUGUCUGGUUUUUACAACGCACUUCGUGCACGGUUUUCGGUGCGGAUCCCAUGUAAUGCUUGUUUGCCCACAAAAAAUCGUCCUGUCAGGGCAAAAUCAUCAUGGAUCCCCCAAUGACAUACAACCCAGUACCGGAUGCUCGAGGCUAGUUUGCACUUGCUCGCUAGGCCGAGGUCUGUUGAGGAGCUUCCCAAAUAGUCCACUCCUCGCUGCCAUUCUGUCGCCGAAGCUUAAAGGAACAACGGCGUCGCGUCCUCGUAGAUCGUGCAGGAAGCAUCGUUCAUGGUCAGAAUCACGUAAUUUGUCCGAGCCGCUGGCCAAUUCGAAUCCCAAUCCCCGGCGACAUGAGCCCAUGGCCAGAAACUUCAAAGAACCCAUGCAUUUCCGCUUCACCGAGGGAGCGAGCCUUCCGAUUGACGAAUCCUGGUGCAAUCGCGCCGUUGAAGUCGAUGGCGAGGAUUGGAAAUAUAGCGUCAACUCGUUGUCGCACGCCAUGGUUGGAAAGAAAAGCACAUCGAUCUUGCUGAAGAACGCGCUUUGAGCACCUUGUUCCACUCCGCCAACGAAGCCCACCGGUUGCCUCCUAGGUGGGAACCAGUUCACGAGAUCCUAGCACAAGUUGCGUAGCAACGGCAUGUUGAAGGGCUGUCGAAAGGCGUUGAUCUCCCAGAGUACCUGCGGACUCAUCAUGUUGUCCUGUGGAUUCGACUUGUCGCGACGAGAUCUGUGAAAUGAAGAUU